Messenger RNA from Candida albicans SC5314, 1059 nucleotides. RefSeq names its product 2-dehydropantoate 2-reductase. Gene Ontology annotation, molecular function: NADP binding; 2-dehydropantoate 2-reductase activity. Lineage: Eukaryota; Fungi; Ascomycota; Pichiomycetes; Serinales; Debaryomycetaceae. Bases 1 to 1059 code for a protein of 352 amino acids. The record is from RefSeq and is a predicted model, not a curated record. Gene Ontology annotation, biological process: pantothenate biosynthetic process. The transcript has a single exon. Gene Ontology annotation, cellular component: cytoplasm; mitochondrion.
AUGUCAGGUACCAUUCUCAAGAAUCAAUUAAAGGUACAUAUUUUAGGAGCAGGUGCUAUUGGGUCACUAGUAGCUCAUGACUUGAAACAAAAAUUUCCAACCUUAAUCAAACCAAUUCUAUUAUUAAAGCAAGAAUCGUUAGUUGAACCAUCUUUAAAUCACCCAAUCAAUGUUACACGUUUAGAUGAUGAUAACCAAGAGUUUAUUAGCAAAGUUGAAGUACAAGGGGUCAAACCUCAGCAUUUUAAAGAUACCAUUGAAAAUUUGAUUGUCACAACAAAGUCGUAUCAAACGUUACCAGCCAUCCGACCAUAUUUAUCACAUAUAUUGCCCAAUACAAAUAUCUUGUUUUUACAAAAUGGUAUGGGUGUAACAAACACUUUAAUUAAUAAGUACUGGUCUGACCAAGCAAGACCCAACAUAUAUGAGGGAAUUACUACACAUGGGGUAUAUGUAAAUAAUGGUAUAGUCCAUCAUGUCGGGAGAGGACAAAUAGCAUUGUCUACAUAUCCGGGAAAGUCUAAUGUAAAUGAUUUCCCGGCACUUAUUCAAUGCAUUCUAGAUACUCCUAAUUUGAAUGCAAAUCAUUACGAGUAUCCAAAGUUUUUAUUAAUGCAAUUGGAAAAAUUAAUUGUGAAUUGUUGUGUGAAUCCUUUUACUGCUCUUUUUGAUUGCAGAAAUGGUGAACUACUUUAUGGCAAUAAUUUAACGUUUACAUGGAAAAGGAUUAUCAAUGAGGCUAAACAUGUUUUUGUCAAAGAAUAUACUAUCCUAAAUACCAUACCAGACGCCGAUUCAUUUUUGAAUACUGAUCGACUUUUAAAGAGUGUUGUUGAUGUUUGUAAAAUUACUGCCAAAAAUAGUUCCUCAAUGAGGCAGGAUGUACGAAAUUUGAGAAAUACAGAAAUUCAAAAUUUAAAUGGGUAUAUUUCAUUUUUGGGACGCAAAUUGAAAGUCGGUACACCGGUCAACGAUAUGGUAACAAAUAUGAUUCUUAGUAAAAUCAAUAUAGACAGAGGUAUCGAUCGACAAGCUGCAGAUUCCUUGUCAAAAUUAUAA